AUGGCGAACGGCAAAUCUGGGUUUGAUGAUUUCCAAAUGAAUGCCAUGGAGGCCAUGGCGACAGACGGGGCCGGCCCAGACUCGGGAGCAGCGGGAUUCGCUGAGAAAGGGGCGGCAAUCGCGCAAGGCGACAGUGAAGGCGACCCCAGCAUCAACUACUUGGCCGGAUGGCGACUGCAUGCCAUGACACUGGGCCUCUCGCUCGGCCUCUUUCUCGUCAACUUCGAAAUCACCAUUGCCAGCACCGCCCUCGUUAACAUCAUCGACGAUCUGCAAGAGUUCAAGCGCAGCAGCUGGAUCCUGACUGCGUAUCUGAUCACCUACGUGGCCGGCAUCGUGAUCUGGGCCAAGCUCAGCGACCUGUUGGGGCGCAAGCCAACCUGUAUCGCAGCCCUGCUCAUCUUCGCGGCCUUCUCGGGCGGGUGCGGUGCCGCGCAGAAUCUGGUGCAGCUCGUUGUUUGCCGAGCUUUCCAGGGCAUCGGCGGCUCCGGCAUCUACGCGGUCGACAUGGCCAUGCUCUAUGAGCUCGUUCCUCCGGUCCGAUACCCCUUGUACAUGGCCACCGUGACGGCCGUGGUCGCGCUGGCUUUUGCUUUGGGCCCCGUGCUGGGCGGCAUCAUCUCGACGUGGAGAUGGGUGUUUCUCUUCAACGUGUCCGCUGCCCUCGCCGCGGCAGCCAUCCUCCUCCUCGCCGUACCCUCCGGUUUCCCCCGGCACGGCCAAAGCAUGCUUUUUCCGACGGAACGCCGCAGCUCCCUGCUCAAGUUACAUCACGGGCCUGGAAGAGGCCGCUUAGCGACUCGACUGGAGCGGUGCCACCGUGUUGGGUCCGCGGUGGUGUGGGCCGCCUUCUUCGCGAACUCGUGGAGGGCGACCGGAAGGCAGGACACGAGUAGGAGCGCAGUCGAGCCGGUAUUGCCUUGGCGGUUUGUCAUGUCGAGGCCUGUGGCUGGCUUGCUGCUAACGUCCUUCAUGAUCGGCGCGGUCAGCAUCACCUGCAUCUUCCAGCUCCCGCUCCGGUAUCAGACAUCGGCCGGACUCAACGCCCUGCAGGCAGGUGUCCGGAUGAUUCCCCUUGCUAUUUGCGGACCCAUCGGCACCAUUGUCUGCGCGGUGCUGUGCAAGGGCGAGCGCCUGCCUCCCCUUUAUCUGGCCAUAGCGGGAUCGGUCCUGCAGAUACUGGGUCUUGUUUUUCUUGCCCGCGGCGAUCCCGCAGAUGCAGACUGGCAUGGCCUGUACGGUCUCGAGGUGGUGGUUGGAUUGGGUUUCGGAAUGUGCUUGGGCGCAGCACCUAACAUUCCUGUCCGCGUUUCGGUCGGGGCAGCAGCGCCCGUCCAGCUCCGGUAUCUCAGCAGCGCAACGGUCAUACCGAUCAUCAACGCAGUUGGAAACACUAAGCUACGAAACGAGCUUCUGGGCAUCUUGCCCCCUGAGCAGAUACUGGCGAUUUUCCGAUCUAGCGAGGUCAUCAAGACGCUGCCUAGUGCGGAACUCCAGAGAACGGUGCGCAGCCACUUCGUCGAGAGCUUCAACUUGGAGAUGCACAUUGUGCUCGGCUUUGCUGUUGUCGGCGUUUUCACUGCGUUGUUGAUGUGGCAGCGAAAUCAGGUCAGGGUUCCUUGA
Molecule: messenger RNA, 1623 nt
Organism: Thermothielavioides terrestris NRRL 8126
Lineage: Eukaryota; Fungi; Ascomycota; Sordariomycetes; Sordariales; Chaetomiaceae
Exons: 8
Coding region: 1-1623 (540 amino acids)
Biological process (GO): transmembrane transport
Molecular function (GO): transmembrane transporter activity
Source: RefSeq, a predicted model, not a curated record